AUGGCCUAUAGCAGAAGUGGGAAUGGUUCUAGUGGUGUUUCACCUUUUAUCAAGCCUGAUAGGCUGAGAAGGAAUUUUUUGAGGGCUAGGAGGAGUAGAGGAGCUACACCCAAGACGACCAUAAAGAAGGAUGAUCCUGAGAUACAGGAGGCAAGAGAGAGGAUGAUGUUGCAUCAAGGCAACAGUACUAUGGAAAAUGGUAAGAUUAAGGUGAAAGAAGAGGCACCUGAAGAGUUCAACGAAUUCCCCCUAAGAGCAGUAGCUAAGGAAGAGUUGGAUAAUAUGAGAACCCAUCUCUUAAAAUUUCAAAGCAAGAAAGGUAUAAAUCCCACACAGGACUUCCAUUUACCUAUCAGAUUACAUCGUAAGGACACCAGAAAUUUACAAUUCCAGUUGACUAGAGCAGAAAUCGUACAGAGACAGAAGGAAAUUACAGACUACAAGAAGAAGCAGGAAAGUGAAAGAACUGGGAAUAAAAGAAAUAAUGACAAUGUGGCUCAAAAUCAAACGGGAGAAGCAGUGGAAAACCACGUUGACAAAAGGAGUCCAGGUUCUCCACCUGCUGGUACUCAGGCAGGAACUGAAGCAUCUCCUGAAGAUCCGUCAGGUGCAGAGAGUCCACAAGGUCAAGGUCCGAGCGCGGGUGAAAAUCCUUCUAAACCAACUGAAGGUAUGCCAGUCGUUACUAAGUUAGAAGAAGCGGGUCCAGCAGCAGAUCCAACUAAAGUCGGUAUGGUUAAAUACGAUGGUGAAGAAGCUUUAGAUGAACAAGAUGAUUUAGCCACAAUGGAUCCACUUGCAGACGUGGCUCCUGAUGGUGGUGGACGUGCCAAGAGGGGGAACACUAGAAGAAAGACUCGUCAGUUGAAAGUGUUAGAUGAGAAUGCCAAGAAGCUAAGAUUCGAAGAAUUUUACCCAUGGGUUAUGGAAGAUUUUGAUGGUUACAACACUUGGGUGGGAUCCUAUGAAGCUGGUAACUCAGAUUCUUACGUCUUAUUGAGUGUAGAAGACGAUGGGAGUUUCACUAUGAUACCCGCUGAUAAAGUUUACAAGUUUACUGCUAGAAAUAAAUAUGCUACCCUAACAAUCGAAGAAGCUGAGAAGAGAAUGGAUAAGAAGAGUGGUGAAGUUCCCCGUUGGUUAAUGAAACACCUGGAUAACAUCGGUACUACAACUACAAGAUACGAUAGAACAAAGAGAAGAUUGAAAGCGGUUAAUGACCAACACGGUAAUGAUGAUGGUGAACACAGUGAUAAUUCCGAAGUGGAAUUAGAUUAUGAUGAAGAAUUUGCAGAUGACGAAGAAGCACCUAUCAUUGACGGUGAUGAAAAGGAAAACAAAGAAUCAGAACAAAGAAUCAAGAAAGAAAUGUUACAGGCUAAUGCUAUGGGGCUAAGAGAUGAAAAUGCUCCUAAUGAGGAUGAAGAAGAUGAUCUAUUUAAUGAGAAAAAAAUUGAUGAGGAGGGUGAAAGAAUUAAAAGAGCAUUACAGAAGACAGAAUUGGCUGCAUUGUACUCAUCAGAUGAUGAAGAGAUCAAUCCGUAUCUAUCAGAAUCGGAUGUGGAAAACAAAGAACAAUCAGAACAAGGUAAUAAGGAAAAUUCAGAGGAAUCACCUUCUUCCAAGAAGGGAUCUCCAAAGAAGAAUGUAGGUUCUUCAUCUUCAUUGAAUGCACAUAGAGAACCACAGAUAAAGGUUAAGAGUAUUAAGGACUGUGUUAUAGUUUUGAAAGCGGAUAAGAAGGUGUUGACGAAUUUCCCAGGAGGUGAUUGGAAUCCCGAAUUAUCUAAACGUAAAAGAGAAGAUGGUACAGCUGACGCGGCUGAGAAUACCCCAUCAAAGAAGGUCAAAUUGGAAGAAAAUGCAACACCAUUAAUCGCGGAACAAGAUAUCAUCGACGCUAUCGGUGAUGGUAAAGUCAAUGUCAAAGAUUUCGGUAAGACCAUUAGAAGGAAAUACCCAGGUCCAGACAACAAAAAACUCAUGGUGGCUAUUGUCAAGAAACUUUGUAGAAAGGUGGAUGACGAGCACAUGGAACUCAAGAAAUGA
Zygosaccharomyces rouxii is the source of this 2049-nucleotide messenger RNA. It is a transcript of the gene TFG1, whose product is annotated as transcription factor IIF subunit TFG1. Bases 1 to 2049 code for a protein of 682 amino acids. Gene Ontology annotation, molecular function: DNA binding; TFIIF-class transcription factor complex binding; RNA polymerase II general transcription initiation factor activity. The record is from RefSeq and is a predicted model, not a curated record. NCBI's taxonomy places the organism in Eukaryota, Fungi, Ascomycota, Saccharomycetes, Saccharomycetales, Saccharomycetaceae. Gene Ontology annotation, cellular component: transcription factor TFIIF complex; nucleus. The transcript has a single exon. Gene Ontology annotation, biological process: positive regulation of transcription elongation by RNA polymerase II; transcription initiation at RNA polymerase II promoter.